AUGGAUUUCUACAAUUGUGAAGAUAUUAGAAUAGCAAAAAAAAUACUUACCAGCGAUCUAGAUGCGUUAAAUCUAGAAAAAGAUGAUAAAAUAAAGCCAAACAGUUCUGGAAACUCUAAAAAGGACAAGGUUAGUGAUUUAAUACUAACAAUAAAAACAAUUCUGAGCAACAAAAUUGAAAGCAAAUUGCCUCAGUAUGCUGCUCUCAACCUUUUUAAAAUUCCAAGCUCAAAAAAAGCUAAAUUUGAGUCAAUUCUUGACGAAAAGUUAAAAAAAUUAGAAGAACUAUUUAUUGAAGAAAGAAACAUCUUCCGAGAAAUAGUAAAUGAUGCGGCUAUUAACAAUAGGCCAAAAGUAGAAAGAAAGCAGCAAUCCGAUUGCAAGACCGAAUCGAGCAAGCAAUCUGACUGGUCAGAGAUUGUAAAACGUAAAAUUAAAAAGAGCUCAAAUGUUCAACACGUGGCGAAUGUUCAACACGUGGCGAAUGUUCAACACGUGGCAAAUGUUCAACACGUGGCGAAUGUUCAACACGUGGCGAAUGUUCAACACGUGGCGAACAUCAACAUGUUGAAAACAAAGAAAAAAACACACAACACUAACAUAGCAAAUAUGAAAACAGUUAUAGGCACCCAAACUGAUAAACAAACAAAUUUGAAAGCGAUGAAACCUUCGCCAAAAAGAAAAGUUUUUUACGUUGGUCGAUUGGACCAACAAUGCACUGCAAAAGAGUUAAGCGAACACAUAAAUGGAUUGAAAAUUGAGGUGCUUGGUUGCUCAGCAAUCAUAAACUCAACUUUUAAUCGCCGCUCAAAGCAAGCUACAACAUCGAUCAACACACAAAACACGAACUCUGACAAAAUCGAUGUUCAACAGACAAGCGCUGCAUUCAGAGUUUGUAUUUAUGAAACAGACUCAGCUGAUUUCAUGAAUGCAGAAAACUGGCCAGACCAAAUCAUCGUCCGCGAAUGGUGUUUCAAUGAUCCAAAAAGCAAACGAGGCGGAGGUGUUGGUGUGUUCAUAAAGCAUGACAUCAAAUAUGUUGUAAAUGAUAACAGUGCAUUUGAUGAUGAAAAUGUCGACGUUCUCUGUGUGGACAUUGAAUCGGGGCAUGCUUCAUCUAGGGAUUUCUACGUCAGCAAUUGCCGGCAUUUUUUAGAAACUUUUUCACUUUUGGAACUUCCAUUCAAGCAAGAACUACACGCCACACGCCACUUUUCUAUGCCCCACCAGCCAGAAUUAAAGUACUCUGCAUGA
Helobdella robusta is the source of this 1254-nucleotide messenger RNA. RefSeq lists its product as hypothetical. The transcript is spliced from 3 exons. Bases 1 to 1254 code for a protein of 417 amino acids. Lineage: Eukaryota; Metazoa; Annelida; Clitellata; Rhynchobdellida; Glossiphoniidae. The record is from RefSeq and is a predicted model, not a curated record.